GCUGCUUGGCCAUAGGGGAGACGAGGUAGGCAUAGACAUCAAUAGAAGACUGUUGCAAUAAUUGAAGAUGCUGGUGUCCUGAAAUAAGUUAGUGGCAGAGAAGUGGACUCUGAAAGGACACAAAGCUGAAGGAACACUAACAUCUAACAGACGGUAAAGAAGAAAGUACAGAGAAGGAUCGGAAGAAACCAAAGAUGUAGGAGGAAAACCAGGAGAAUGUGAUGGUGCAAGUGAAAGUGUAGGGAAACAUAUGCUUGAAGCCUGCAACAAUAAUCUGGAGAUGGCAGUCACUAUGUUUUUGGAUGGUGGAGGAAUCGCUGAAGAGCCAAGUACCAGUUCAGCAAGUGUCUCCACUGUCAGACCACACACAGAAGAGGAAGUCCGUGCCCCAAUUCCUCAAAAGCAGGAAAUAUUGGUGGAACCAGAACCUUUGUUUGGUGCUCCUAAAAGACGACGGCCUGCACGUUCAAUAUUUGAUGGUUUCCGGGAUUUCCAAACUGAAACUAUUCGGCAAGAACAGGAAUUAAGAAAUGGAGGAGCAAUAGAUAAGAAACUAACUACCCUUGCAGAUCUGUUCCGGCCACCCAUUGAUUUGAUGCAUAAAGGCAGCUUUGAAACAGCCAAAGAGUGUGGCCAGAUGCAGAAUAAGUGGCUGAUGAUAAACAUUCAGAAUGUACAAGACUUUGCAUGCCAGUGCCUCAACCGUGAUGUAUGGAGCAAUGAAGCUGUGAAGAAUAUUAUCCGAGAACAUUUCAUUUUCUGGCAGGUUUAUCAUGACAGUGAGGAAGGUCAGAGAUACAUACAGUUUUAUAAGCUAGGGGAUUUCCCCUAUGUUUCCAUCUUGGAUCCACGGACAGGUCAGAAGCUAGUAGAGUGGCACCAGUUAGACGUAUCUUCUUUCUUGGACCAAGUAACAGGAUUUCUGGGUGAACACGGGCAACUGGAUGGACUUUCUAGCAGUCCCCCCAAAAAAUGUGCCCGUUCAGAGAGUCUUAUAGAUGCAAGUGAAGACAGCCAGCUAGAAGCUGCCAUCAGAGCCUCCUUGCAAGAGACACAUUUUGAUUCCACACAGACAAAACAGGAUAGCCGCUCAGAUGAAGAAUCUGAAUCUGAACUUUUUUCUGGCAGUGAGGAGUUCAUAUCUGUUUGUGGCUCUGAUGAGGAGGAGGAGAUAGAGAAUCUUGCCAAGUCUAGAAAGUCUCCCCACAAAGAUUUGGGACAUAGAAAAGAGGAGAACAGAAGGUCACUGACUGAGCCCCCUGCCAGAACUGAGCCUGGAACAGCCACAAACCACCAAGGAUUGCCAGCGAUGGAUUCAGAAAUAUUGGAGAUGUCACCUGAAAAAUCAGAUGGAAUAGUGGAGGGCAUUGAUGUAAAUGGACCAAAAGCACAGCUGAUGUUGCGGUAUCCAGAUGGAAAAAGGGAACAAAUCACUCUUCCAGAGCAAGCUAAACUACUAGCUUUGGUGAAGCAUGUCCAAUCUAAAGGAUAUCCAAAUGAACGUUUUGAACUUCUCACCAACUUCCCUCGAAGGAAACUCUCUCAUCUGGACUAUGAUAUUACAUUACAGGAGGCAGGCCUUUGUCCUCAAGAGACUGUCUUUGUACAGGAAAGAAAUUAACAUCAUGGCCUGACCUCUCUCAGCUUACCCCUUUUUUUCCCUUUUUCUGUGAGAUACCAUGUCACUGAGUAUGUAUUUUGGCUCAUAGGACCAUAGAGCCAAAGUUGGGCAAGCAAGUCACCUGCCUUCUCUUUUAUUUCUUGUUCUCUCCUAUAAUCAGUCUCACACACCCCACCCCACCCCUCUUUUUCUCUCUUCUCCCAUUUUCUUCUUUUUCCUACUUUUCUCUCUCUUUCUUACCUAAUCUGGUGACCAAAUGGAAGUGUUAGGCUAAGACCUCCUAGUACUGGCAGCAGGAAAUGUAUGUUCCAAUAAGUGGUCUCUUACACGGCACUUUUUGGGGAUCAAAUGAUAAUGUUACUCCUCAGACUCCUUUGGUAAAGGAAUGGCUAGAUUCAGAAUAAGAACAGCCUCCUUUUUUUGUAAGCCCCAUGUUUAGUAGGGAGAAGAAAUUCUCUAACACAUGUUUUGUUUUAUUAUUCAUGUAGGAAAUAUCGUGUAACGGUGUCCAGGGUUUUGUUUACAUGGAAAAAGCAUCCUUUAUAAUUAUUGCUCAUCAUAUUUAAAAUUUUUUUCAAAGGAUUCCCAUCUUCCCAGCUAGAAUUGUUUCCAUGAUAUGUGUUAUUGACAGAAAGAAUGUUAAACUAGGGUGAGUAGCAUGGGGUGGCUUUCAAUAUCCUAGCCUGAGACAGCUUUCUUUAUUACUCUGUAAACUAUCUUGAUCCUGCUAGUCCUGGAAUGGACAUUUCGUGAGCAUAUUGUGGUGACUGGGAUAGGAAGGUGCUUGCUGUUUUUGCCAGUACAGCAUAAUAGUUCCUUUGGCCCUUCCAUUGUUUGGGUCCACAAGUGAUCUAUAGGAAGGCAGAUGUUCAAUAAUCAUGAGUACAGUGGCUUGUAGUUGUAACCACUAUGGUUAUUGAUUGUCCUAUUACUUUAAGGCAUACUUAAUGUAUGCCCCAGGGGAAAAAGAAAAGAUGCAGCUGAGAGUUGCUAACCAUGUUCCUUUGGUUAGAAAUAAUGAUUCAUUUUUUACCCUUGGUUGGAACAGUCUCUAAAAGGCUCUGGUGACUGAAUGAGCCUAAUUCCUCAUGCUGUUUCUUGCAAAAGGUAUCAAAACUGAAAACCUCUCUAAGUGGAAGACCUUUAAAAUCAAUUCAUAAGACAACAUUUAGUAAGGGAGGUGGGGAAGAUUACCAGUAAUCUUCAGAUGUGGGUGUUUUCUGCCAACAAAAGCCACAUUCAAAUUGUAGUUGAUGAACGCUUUUUUCAGUAUUAUUUAGAAGAGACCAUCUUGAAUCUAUAUAAUAUGAUUUGACUCAUCAGCUUCACAUUAUGCUCAAUUCUUAAUUUGAGCUUUAGAGUCCUCUGAAGGGGUAGUAGUAACUCUGGUGGCAAAAUCAGAACCUUAACUUGUUAUAAAACCAUAAUACAGAAUGAACGUAUUUUGUCAAUUGGGGUUUAGAUUGACUGAUUCUUCUGCUUGAGGAACAUAAAUUGCUAUUGCUCAGAGACCUUUAGGUUCCCAUCUACUUUAAGAUCACUCUCUUGGCAACUAGGGGAUUAAAAACAAAAACAAAAACACAUGCUUCUUGUUGCUAGUACACAAUUAGAGAAUACGGUUUCUAAUGGUUGGACUUUGAGGGACCCUCUCUAAAGAAUGAGUUAUGUAUCUCCUCAAGGAAAUCAUGGAAAAUUCUGUUUAUUCUUCAGUGAGUCCUAUUGAAUUAAUGUUCUUACAUUUUUUUCUAAGUCUGUGUAA
Messenger RNA from Eubalaena glacialis (North Atlantic right whale), 3380 nucleotides. It is a transcript of the gene UBXN7, whose product is annotated as UBX domain protein 7. The transcript has 12 exons. Gene Ontology annotation, molecular function: ubiquitin binding. Gene Ontology annotation, biological process: proteasome-mediated ubiquitin-dependent protein catabolic process. NCBI's taxonomy places the organism in Eukaryota, Metazoa, Chordata, Mammalia, Artiodactyla, Balaenidae. Bases 251 to 1621 code for a protein of 456 amino acids. Gene Ontology annotation, cellular component: nucleus. The record is from RefSeq and is a predicted model, not a curated record.